Sparassis crispa is the source of this 510-nucleotide messenger RNA. RefSeq lists its product as hypothetical. The coding region runs from base 1 to 510 and encodes 169 amino acids. The record is from RefSeq and is a predicted model, not a curated record. NCBI's taxonomy places the organism in Eukaryota, Fungi, Basidiomycota, Agaricomycetes, Polyporales, Sparassidaceae. The transcript has 3 exons.
AUGUCCGCACGCGUUAUCUUACGAAACACCAGAGGCAACCAUCGCUUUAGAGAAUGCGGCUGGAGGUCGUCGGACCACCAAGCCCCCGCUCCGAGUCCCAAGAAGAAGGCGUUGCUCAUCGGGAUCAACUACGACACUGAACCCCGCAAUGAUGCUCAAGAAUUCACCUAUCGUCCUUUCACAUUCCCUUCUAACCCUCAUAACAACGGAGAUGGGUUCAUGUAUUCUUCUAGGGAGAAUUUCAUUCCUCCUGACGUCCGUGAUGCUGUUACUGGACCCUAUCAGAUUUAUGAUACUGGGAGAAUUCAACCGAUGCUGCCGAACUCUACUGGUAUCGUGAUGCCUGCAUCCGCACGAGGGUGGAAUAUCAGUACGGUGCACAAGGACACAUGCGCAAUGGGUACUAUCCCCCCUCUGAUGUUCAUGCCACUCAUCAGCAGGCCAUUCACCAUCCUCAGUAUGAUCUUCCGGUGCUUCCCACCCAACAGCCAGUCACCCGCCCAUCUGUGA